CGCUUCCGCUCAGGAAGGCGAGGUCACUACUGCGAUUGCUUCCAGUGAGUUUUGUCUUCCCAGAGCCCUGCCUUUCACCAGAAGGACGAGGAAAAAAAAUGACCAAGUUCCAGGAGGCAGUGACGUUCAAGGACGUGGCCGUGACCUUCACGGAGGAGGAGCUGGGGCUGCUGGACCCCGCCCAGAGGAAGCUGCACCGAGAUGUGAUGCUGGAGAACUUCCGGAACGUGGUCUCUGUAGGGCACCAGUCCUCCAAACCAGAGAUGAUAUCCCAGCUGGAGAGAGAGGAAAAGCUUUGGAUGACAGAGAUCCAGACUCAGGGAGGAGUCAGGAAUCACAGUGAGAUGGAACCUCUUCAUGAAACAGGAGUAAGGUGCCUCUCUCUAGGAGAGCUUUCAUGCUGGCAAAUCAAGAGACAUGUCAUGAACAAAUUAACCCAAAGUCAAGACUCCGGGCUAAAUAUCCGAGGAGAGAGUUCUGAGUCCCCCAAACCAUGUAACCCUUCUGCGGGAGUCUCCCUUCAGGCUCAUGUGGAAGACAGCUGUGUCAUCAGUCUUAUAGAGGAUCAUUCCAAUGUUACUGAAAAUCAAGGCUUUCCAUCUGGGAGAGUUCAGAAUUCCUGGAAUAAACUCUACCUGAACGAGGCACAGAAUUAUCAGCGGCGCUGUCAGCAGACUCUGAUGAAACACAAAUUAUUUAUGUUUGCUCCGUCCAGUGACAUUGACAUUUUCAGUUGUAUUUCCCACCACCACGAGGAUGAUACAGUGCACAAAAGAGAGCAAGGUCACGGCAACAGAGAGCGUGGUGAAGACAUCUUGAAGGCAUCACCUCUUGCCCGGCUCAGUGUGACUCAGACCACACAGAAAACCUCCCAGUGUGAUAAUAAACAUGAAAACGAAUUCAGUGACGGCUUCCAUCUUGAACUCCAUCAGCAGGUCCACUCAGGCAAGGAGUCCCCUACAUGUGGAACCCGUGAGAAGGACGCCAGGUAUGGCUCCGCUGUUCCCAUUCAACCAGGGACAAAACGGUACUGGUGUCACGAGUGUGGGAAGGGUUUCAGCCAGAGCUCCAACCUGCAGACUCAUCAGCGGGUACACACGGGGGAGAAGCCUUACUCGUGCCACGAGUGCGGGAAGAGCUUCAACCAGACGUCACACCUGUACGCCCACCUGCCUGUCCACACAGGGGAGAAGCCCUACAGGUGUGAGAGCUGUGGGAAGGGCUUCAGUCGAAGCACUGAUCUGAACAUUCACUGCAGAGUCCACACCGGGGAGAAGCCGUACAAAUGCGAGGUCUGCGGGAAGGGCUUCACCCAGAGAUCCCACCUGCAGGCCCAUGAGAGAAUCCACACGGGAGAGAAGCCAUACAGGUGUGCAGACUGCGGCAAACGCUUCAGCUGCAGCUCCAAUCUCCACACCCACCAGAGAGUCCACACGGAAGAGAAGCCGUACAGAUGCGAGGAGUGUGGCAAGUGUUUCAGUCUGAGCUUUAAUCUUCACAGCCAUCAACGUGUCCACACGGGGGAGAAGCCCUAUAAAUGUGAGGAGUGUGGGAAGGGCUUUAGUUCAGCCUCAAGUUUCCAGAGCCAUCAGAGGGUUCACACGGGAGAGAAGCCAUUUCGAUGCAACGUGUGUGGGAAAGGCUUCAGUCAGAGUUCCUAUUUCCAAGCCCACCAGAGGGUCCACACUGGGGAGAAACCAUACAAGUGUGAGGUGUGUGGGAAGCGCUUCAACUGGAGCUUGAAUCUUCACAACCACCACAGGGUCCACACGGGGGAGAAGCCCUACAAAUGUGAGGAGUGUGGGAAGGGCUUCAGCCAGGCCUCCAACCUUCAAGCCCAUCAGAGCGUCCACACCGGGGAGAAACCGUUCAAAUGUGAGGCAUGUCAGAAGCGGUUCAGUCAGGCCUCCCAUCUUCAAGCCCAUCAGAGGGUCCACACCGGAGAGAAACCAUAUAAGUGUGCUACAUGCGGUAAGGCCUUCAGCCAGAGGUCAAAUCUUCAAGUCCAUCAGAUCCUUCACACAGGAGAGAAACCAUUCAAAUGUGAGGAGUGCGGGAAGGAAUUUAGCUGGAGCGCAGGGCUCAGUGCUCACCAGAGGGUCCACACUGGAGAGAAACCCUAUACAUGUCAGCAGUGCGGCAAGGGCUUCAGCCAGGCCUCGCAUUUCCACACGCAUCAGAGGGUCCACACUGGAGAGAGACCGUACAUCUGUGGUAUAUGUUGUAAGGGCUUCAGCCAGAGAUCACAUCUUGUAUACCAUCAGAGGGUCCACACUGGAGGCAAUCUAUAGAAAUGUGAGGCAGGGAAGAGCCUUCAGUGAGAGUUCCCUUCUGCAUCUCCACUGGGACAUCGACGCUGGUAAUUGUGGGAAAUUCCUUCAGAACUCAGACACUUAAGGGAAUCUUCAUGGGAAAUAAAUUCUAUUAUGAAACAAACA
Molecule: messenger RNA, 2438 nt
Organism: Camelus dromedarius (Arabian camel)
Lineage: Eukaryota; Metazoa; Chordata; Mammalia; Artiodactyla; Camelidae
Product: zinc finger protein 235
Exons: 5
Coding region: 99-2291 (730 amino acids)
Biological process (GO): regulation of DNA-templated transcription
Source: RefSeq, a predicted model, not a curated record